Sinocyclocheilus grahami is the source of this 758-nucleotide messenger RNA. RefSeq names its product MAD2 mitotic arrest deficient-like 1 (yeast) (gene mad2l1). The transcript is spliced from 5 exons. The record is from RefSeq and is a predicted model, not a curated record. Gene Ontology annotation, cellular component: cytoplasm; kinetochore; nucleoplasm. NCBI's taxonomy places the organism in Eukaryota, Metazoa, Chordata, Actinopteri, Cypriniformes, Cyprinidae. The coding region runs from base 130 to 738 and encodes 202 amino acids. Gene Ontology annotation, biological process: mitotic spindle assembly checkpoint signaling.
CAAUGACAUACGCGCCUGCGUCAGACGCAGCGUCCAGAUUCAAACUGGUCGGCGGUUAAGAAGAAAGCGGCAGCAAGCGAGGAGGGCGCAAGGCAUACAGAAACCAACCACAAUUAAACUAAAUACAAGAUGUCUAAGACACUGAAAGGAAUCACGCUGAAGGGGAGUGCAGAACUCGUUGCGGAGUUUUUCUCGUUCGGUAUCAACAGUAUCUUGUACCAGCGAGGAAUCUACCCAGCAGAAACCUUCACCAGAGUUACACAAUAUGACAUGAGCCUUCAACUGACCACAGAUGCGAAGCUGAAGAACUACCUCACCAAUGUCAUCUCACAACUCAAAGAAUGGUUGUUUGAUUGCACAGUUCAGAAGCUGGUGGUGGUCAUCACAUGCCUGGAGACUAAUGAGGUGCUGGAGCGAUGGCAGUUUGAUCUUGAGUGUGACAAGACUGCAAAGGAGGGCAGCGCACCCAGGGAGAAGUCCAUAAAAGCUAUCCAAGAGGAAAUCCGUUCUGUUAUCAGACAGAUCACUGCCACAGUUACCUUCUUGCCGUUGUUAGAAACUGCCUGUGCUUUCGACCUUCUGAUCUACACAGACAAAGACCUUGAGGUACCUGAGCAAUGGGAGGAAUCUGGGCCUCAACUAAUUGACCAAUCAGAAGAGGUCCGCUUGCGUUCCUUUACUACUACUAUUCAUAAGGUGAACAGUAUGGUGGCCUACAAGAGGACAAACUCCACGUGAUUUCUUCUUUUUUUUUUUUU